AUGGCUUUCGUUCGUGUGUGUAUUAUUGCUGCUUUCACAUUAUGGUCUGGGUAUUACACACAGGCGAGUUCUACGAAAACAACCGGUUUGCCAUCUUUGAAAUUCCAAUUAACGCUCAAACGUAGCUCCGUGCGGGUACAAGGUUUGACUGAAUUGUCCGUCUUUGCAAACCCGAUUGAAUUGGACGGGGGUGACAGUGUACUCUACGAUGUCUUUUCAUCAUUCACCGAACGCGAUACAGUGCACAACUACUACCUUGUCAAUGGAAUUGGUAUGUCUUCAAGUGUCUCAAACUUUUGUACUGAAAAUGUGACCAUGCAAUGUCAGGAUUCCCUACUCGACGACAUUCCAUCGAUUAACACUAUCAUCAGUGCGUUAAACGAAGCAACUGCUAUCUCAAGUGAGGCAGGAACUUUUCAAAGUGCGGUGGAGUGCCCGAAUGGAAAUCUAUUCAAGGUUACGAUCAACAACAUCGAUUUUGCAUUGUGCACAUUGGAUUCGCUGGGAUUUACGAUGCACGGUAGUGAGAUGGACGUGAAGGUUGAGUAUCUCAAUGCCCACCUGAACAUUAGAAUUCCGACUCCGACUUCGGAACUAAACUGCGACACAGUGGCGACUCGUAGCUCCAUUACACAGAUCGGAAAGUAUUUGUUGACCGGAAAACUGAUUCAAGGCAAUGCGAGAAGCUUAAAAGCUGCGAUCGAUUUUUCGUCGACAAUUUCGCCGACAACUUCGUCAGCCUGUUCAUGCAAAUCAACACGUCGCCCGUGCAUCUUCUUUCAUGGGUGGGGGAGAGAUGUCGAAAUGCCGGAGAAUCAGAAUAAUUACACGGAAUACUGGGGCGAGCACUUGUUCGAACACACGCCGUGCUGUUCAUCGAUCAAGUUCGCGCGACUGAAUACGAUAAAUGAUCCGUGGACUAGCAGAAGACAACAGCGAAAAGUGUGUGAUCGUCUCUUGGCAGUGAGUGACAAAAGUACCGAUGUUAAGAUCGUUAACACUAUCGUCGUUACGCACUCACUAAGUGGUCUCAUGCUUGCUGGUGCACUUUCCAGCGGUCUUUGCACGCUAGACUCUAGCUCAUCGUGGGUGGCCUUGGCGCCACCUAUGAUGGGUAGUGGGGCGGCAGAUUUUGCCCAGGAGUCCUGUGAUGGAAAUUUAGGCGUAGUCGCGACAGAAUUUGGAGAGCUUACGGGUAAGUGCCCUCCGGACCCAGCAUUGAAAGCGAUGUCAUACCAGGGUGGGAAAUACAGUUCCAAGAGCCUGGAUGCAGCGUACGUAGCUGCACAGAAAGCUUUCCAGGCAAACGUGUAUGCAGUCAUCUGUAGCAAGAGAAGCUCCGGACUUCUAUCUGUCCGCCAAGUAAUGUAUUGGGCUUUGGGAAAAAUUCUUCCUCACCACUCCAAGCAGAAUGAUGGCAUGGUAGACUUCGAAAGCUGCGCUGGAGGGGUUCCUCUAUCGAAGUUUGGUGAAACCUGGAAAAGUCGGUUUUACUUGACAGAGCUGAACCAUAGCGAUGUGAAGCUCGUGUUUCGUGAUUCACGAUGGAACGAGUCAAAAAUGCCUAGGAAAUGGUUUGAGUGCUUGUUAUAG
This is a messenger RNA of Peronospora farinosa, 1593 nucleotides long. Lineage: Eukaryota; Oomycota; Peronosporomycetes; Peronosporales; Peronosporaceae. The record is from the annotation of a GenBank genome assembly.